This is a messenger RNA of Pseudozyma flocculosa PF-1, 1227 nucleotides long. RefSeq lists its product as uncharacterized. Bases 1 to 1227 code for a protein of 408 amino acids. The transcript has a single exon. NCBI's taxonomy places the organism in Eukaryota, Fungi, Basidiomycota, Ustilaginomycetes, Ustilaginales, Ustilaginaceae. The record is from RefSeq and is a predicted model, not a curated record.
AUGACCGCGCUGAGAUGCUGGUGGGUACAAAAGCUCCGCUCCGAGGAGAUGGCCCGGCCAAAAGCCCCAAGAAAGAGCCUUCCUGCCACCUCCCUCACUCCCUCCCCGAUUCAUUCAGCACACAUGGUCGUUUUCGUAUGGCUCUUUGUGGUGAUAGCCGUCCAGCUGCUGCUAUCUGGCAUCGCGACGGCCGAUCCACGUCCCAUGCCAAUGGACCUGCCUGUUUCAAGCACCUUUGGGCAAGUCGGCCAUGAACUCCUGGACCAGGCGGCUUCUCGCAGAGAUCCCGCAUCUCUCAACAUCGUGGAGUCUUGGCCUUUCCCUCGUGACGCCGCCCCUCAGCUCGCCAGCCUCAGCGCGCAUCGCUCAGCCGCACCGACUGCUCUCGAGCACGCACACGUCCACGCAUCUGCCGUCGAGGGCAGCAGCGAGAACGCCCCUUGGUCCUCUUUCCAACCGGCGCAGCCGCGUUCGUCGGUAAGCGGGGCCGGACCAUCCGCAGCAUCCGCACACGGCCACGUCCCGAUCAGCACCCAGCCCAGGCAAGAUUCCAACCCCGUUGUGUGGCUCUACCACACGCUGAUGGCCGAUCCCUUGGCACAGGCGACCUUGGGCGACCUGGUCCCGAUGCACACGCAGAACCUCGAGAACUUCUACGCACACCCUCGCUGCUUCCGCAGCAACACUGCCGACCGCAUCCUUCUAGCAGCGGACAAUGCAGUCUUCAACACCGUCCAGCUCGCCGGACCAGAGGAGAAGGACCUCGUCUAUCUCAAGUACCUCGGCGAUCUGCGCUUCUUUGGGGAACGCUACUCUUCGCCCGCCUUCUUGCCUCACUGGGCCACGUAUGCGGACGGCACAUACUACACCACUCCCCUUGCCCAGAUCGACAGGCAGGUCGGGCUUAGCAAGGUAGUUCCGAAGCGCUUCUACGGGCCCGUGAACCGCUACCGGGUCAACAAGUACGAAAUCGUCUUUCGAAGGAUCGCAUCUCUGGAUGCGAUGGAGAUCGUUCCGCCCUCUUACCAAAAGCAGGUGUUGGCGCACCAGGCCUUUGUGUUUCACGUCACAGCCUUUCCAGAGGCGAAAAGAGGACCCCAGAGAAACGUCCAAGCGCUCGAGAUCGGCUACCUCGUGUCGCCCUUCAGCCACAAGAAGUCGCAGAUACCGCCCGUCUAUCCAAACGUCGAGCACUUUGAUGUGUUCCCGCACGCGUCUAGCGAGUGA